AUCGCACCAGAUAAUACCAGAAGAAUCAAAAUGGCCAAAAUAAAAUUCAUCGAAUACUUCCGCGUCAAGCCGCGAUGGCUCUUCGUCAAGGUCACCGAUGACCAGGGCCGGUUCGGCUGGGGCGAGGGCACGUUAGAAGGCCAUACGCAGGCUGUCGAGGGCGCACUGGACGAGAUCAUUGUGAGGCUUGUGGGCCUGGAGGCAGAUGACAUCGAACACAUCUGGCAACUUGUCUGGCGACUAGGCUUCUACCGCGGAGGGCCCGUCUUCAUGUCUGCUAUCUCAGGUAUCGACAUCGCAUUGUGGGAUCUGAAAGGUCGCACGCUGGGCGUGCCGGUGUACCAGCUUCUUGGGGGGAAGGUGCGAAACAAGGUGCAGGUAUAUGCAUGGAUUGGAGGUGAUCGACCGAGUGAUGUCGAGGUGGCAGCAAAAGCACGUAUCGAGCAGGGCCUUAAAUGCAUCAAAAUGAACGCCACCGAGGACGUGAAUUGGCUCGACGGGCCCGCCGUGCUGGACUCGUGCGUUGAGCGCCUCAAGACUGUCAAGUCGCUCGGCCUCGACGCAGGACUAGACUUCCAUGGCCGACUGCACAAGCCGAUGGCAAAGCAGUUAGCUAAGGCGCUGGAGCCCUAUCGGCCACUCUUUAUCGAGGAGCCACUGCUCUGCGAGCACCCCGAAGCGCUGAAGCAGCUGUCCGGACUGACUACAAUCCCUAUCGCUUUCGGGGAGCGGUUGUUCACGCGGUGGGACAUGAAACGGUUCCUGGAAGACGGAUCGGUGGACGUGCUGCAGCCGGACAUUGCGCAUGCGGGUGGCAUUUCCGAGACGAGGCGCAUUGCGUCGUUGGCAGAGACAUACGAUGUGGCUAUUGCGCCGCAUUGCCCGUUGGGCCCGAUUGCAUUGGCAGCGUCGAUCCAGGUGGCCGUUUCGACGCCAAAUUUUGUCAUCCAAGAGAUGAGCCUGGGGAUGCAUUAUAAUGUUGAAGCGGGGGAUAUUGACCUGAAUAGUUACUUGGUGGAUAAGUCGGUGUUUGAUAUCGCGGAAGGGUUUGUGAAAGCGCCGUCGGGCGUGGGAUUGGGAAUUGAGAUCGACGAAGAACUGGUCAGGGCUAUCAGUAAGGAGACAGAACCUUGGCAGCCCAAGGAGUUUUAUGGACCUGACGGGGCAAUUCGUGAGUGGUGA
Aspergillus steynii IBT 23096 is the source of this 1182-nucleotide messenger RNA. Its product is annotated as D-galactonate dehydratase. Bases 31 to 1182 code for a protein of 383 amino acids. Lineage: Eukaryota; Fungi; Ascomycota; Eurotiomycetes; Eurotiales; Aspergillaceae. The transcript is spliced from 3 exons. Gene Ontology annotation, molecular function: galactonate dehydratase activity. Gene Ontology annotation, biological process: D-galactonate catabolic process; amino acid catabolic process. The record is from RefSeq and is a predicted model, not a curated record.